AUGUUGGAGGCGUUGCCGUCGGCCGAUCUCGAGUCGAUCAGCACUCGUGAUCCGAUUCCUCUACAGAACGACGCGGUGACUGACGGCGCGCUCAAGAAGAUCAUUGAGUGGUGCGAACAUCAUUGGGACGAUCCGCCACUCGAUCCCGACUUCGACGACGAGAAGGAGCGCCGCAACGAAGAGCUCUCGCAUUGGGACAAACAGUUCAUCGAUAUCCCAGAUCAGGGCGACCUCUUCGACAUCAUAGCCGCCGCCAAUUAUAUGGAUAUCAAGGGUUUGGUGGAAGUCGGCGCUAAACACAUCUGCGCUAAGAUUAAGGGCAAGACCUGCACCGAAGUCAGGGAAAUGUUAAAAAUCCAUAACGAUUUCACUCCCGAAGAAGAGGCGGCCAUUCAUAAGGAGAACGAAUGGAUUUAUGCUAAGGAUUAA
Medioppia subpectinata is the source of this 429-nucleotide messenger RNA. NCBI's taxonomy places the organism in Eukaryota, Metazoa, Arthropoda, Arachnida, Sarcoptiformes, Oppiidae. The record is from the annotation of a GenBank genome assembly.